AUGGCAAAUCCAAUCUCCUUUGGCGACGCAUAUUUGGCUGCCAAGCUAGCAUUGCAGCUAGGACGAGCAUUCACAAAGGGUCGCAAGUCUGCUCCAGCCGAAUUCCGCGAAGUCGAGAAUCAAUUGUACUCUCUGAGUUCAGCCUUGUUCGCAUUGAAAGAUGCCCUUUCUAAGAACGAAUUUACCGUCAAUAUGGAUCCUCCCAAUGCUCAGCCUCGCUUAGCGGGCAGUGAGGAGACGAUUUCUGUGAUGCUUCGGAGCUGUGAGGAGACACUAGAGCAUCUCAAGGAAAUUGUCGGGAAGUACGGCUGCAUGGUGGACCCCCCAGAUCCUCAGACACCGCGCCUCAAACGCUGGAAAGGGGACUUGAAAUCUACCUGGAUGAAGGUGUCCUGGACAAAAGAAGGUGGAGAUUUGGCAACUUUGAGGAGCAAGCUUACUGUUCAUACCAACAGUCUCAAUCUGAUGCUUGGUGUGGCUAUUAAUUCUCAAACAAGUCGAGUGGAAGACCGGGUGGACCAGGUUGCUGUUAUGCUGAAAGAGAUCCACGACUGGUUUUCUGCAAAUUUGAAGAGCACCACCCCAGGGAGCCAUUCUGUGAGGGAGAAUAGCUUGACUCUUGAACAAAGUCAUCCUGUGACACUCCAGGAAUUUGUCUUCGAAUUAUAUGUAGACACUGGACGAAGAGAAGAUUUCCAAUUGAUAUGCGGCCGGGCAAGCUUGCAUCCCAAGUGGAAAGUCAAGCACUCAGAAGCAGGAGCGAGACACCUGUUCCGGUGUCAUUGCAAUGAAGGCGUCAAAGGAGAACACUCACAUCAAGCGAACAUCGCUGCAUUUACCUUAUCGAGCCUGAGCUUUCCGGUGAAGCUCACUGGCAAGGAGAGAUCGUAUAUGCUCUAUAAAGCAACAGAUGCUACCAAUAACAGAUUGGUAUCGCUCGUCAUCAAGAGAGUGCCACUGAAUGCUCUUUCGGAGUUUGAGGGUGCCUUCAUCUAUGAACUCGCAUGGCAAGGAGCAAACUCCAUGCUUGGACGUGGUCUUCGCACCAUGCUUGCGUACUCGAUGCCCGACGCGAAAGACACGCAUAUACUGCAUAUGAUUGGGAACCUGAAUGGUGUUCGCAAAUCAGUCGACAGCAUCACUUUUUCAAGCGGACCUCGUUCGUACACACGGGCCUCUGUCGGGACCAUACAGCUUCUCCAUUACAAGACAGUUGGGAAUGAAAGCCUCCAGAGCCGCAGCUCUGACCUUGCAACUUCGAGCGAGUCAUAUUUGAGCACCGCAGAGUUAGUCGUGCACUAUAGCGAAAACGACUCACAGGCUGGGGCGGAUGUCAGCCUAACAACCAUCCAAUCCGCAAACAAGCUUCUCCAGAAGCUCGAGGAAAUGCGGAUGGAGCUGUUUGUGAUGAGCCUGCAGUAUCCAAGGCCGGACGAGAGGAUAGUGUUGAAAUUACAAGCCGGUCCGGUCCAAAGCGAAGUUGUCCAAAUUUCAGAUGCCGAUAUCACGAUCGUCCAAAAUACCGAAACGGGGCGAUUUCGGCUCAUCAUCGUGAGUCCGAAUGGCUGCUCCAUUCUGAGCCAAGAACUAGCAGAAGACUUCGUCUCAUCGCUCAGUAUUCCUGGAAGGAGGCCAAACUUCACUUCUCGAACGUUCUUAGUACAAGUCGAGAACACCGGAAAGCGUGAGGUGUAUCGGUAUGAACGUGGAUUCGAGUACUUGGAUUUCUCCAGUGCGCAGACAAAUCGACUCUUUGUGCUUGGGCUCGCCACGAUUUCAGGCAGCUUGCCCGUGAGAACUCCUAAAGACGCAAUUCGAGCUAUCGAGCCGUACGAUGCUCGCAACGCGCUCAGAGAUUGCUAA
Messenger RNA from Rhinocladiella mackenziei CBS 650.93, 1863 nucleotides. RefSeq lists its product as uncharacterized. Bases 1 to 1863 code for a protein of 620 amino acids. The record is from RefSeq and is a predicted model, not a curated record. Lineage: Eukaryota; Fungi; Ascomycota; Eurotiomycetes; Chaetothyriales; Herpotrichiellaceae. The transcript has 9 exons.